CUAUAAUGAUUGUACCCAGGUUUAACCAUUUUUACACAUCCUUAGAUGUAUAAUUGUAAGCCUUUUCAAUGUCUCUAUUGUCUAUUCCCCCGCAAAAAGUAAUUAACCUUAGACCUUGUUUAAAUAGUAGAAUGGCCAGCAUUAGCUAAAUUAGGGUUGGAUAUUGCAAGUAAUGCUUUUUUAACUCUCGCUUUUGUUCUGGUUAUUUAUCGACACUAUAAGGCUUUUGGAAAUAACUUGCAUAAGUCACUUUUAUCUGGUGGUAUUAUCUUCUCAGUCGGCGUUAUUGCCUCCAAUAUCCUCACGGCCAUUCUGAUAUCUGCACGAGCAAUGGGCGGGCUAUCGGCUGACUUGUACUCUUUUGACUGGGUGAUUACCAGUUAUCUCUUAAUCAAGCAGUUCAAAUCAAGUGGUGGUGCAAAGCAAAAAGAAUCGCAAGCUUCUCCUACGAAUGAACUUGCUGCUGAACAGACUGUUGUUGCAGACAUUCUCGAAUCCGAUAGCUCUGAAGAGGAAGAAGAUUCAGAUGAUGAAAAGGGCUCUUAUGUGGAUGAUAUUGAAAAAUGUUCUUCUUUUGCAGCAAGACAUAGUCUGGAAAGUGUUGUCGUUCACAAUAAGAAAGAAAUAAGUGGCAAAAACUCAUUUCGACUGAAUGACUCGACCUUUGCUUCUAAUACCAGCACUACCACUGCUAAUACUGCAAGGAGAGAUACCAAGCGAUCCACAGCAACCACUUAUAUCGACGACUUCCCCGCUACUUAUAAGGGUGUAGAGGAGUACAACACUACACUGUCUCCAACGCCUACUAUGUACGCAAAUUUUACUCCUCUCUAUUCACCUGCGAGUCAUAAAAUCACCUGCGAAAUGUGUUUAGCACCUAUACAUGGCUCAAACUACCCUCACAAAUGCGAAAAAAAAGUUGAAGACGACGUUUGAGCUUUAUGACAUAUAUUUUUAACAGUACGCUAUUAUGUUUUCCUUUUAAAAAAUUAUCCCAUUGAAUGUAAAUUUGUGCUUUGUAACCGACUACAG
This is a messenger RNA of Mycotypha africana, 1032 nucleotides long. RefSeq lists its product as uncharacterized. The record is from RefSeq and is a predicted model, not a curated record. Bases 331 to 936 code for a protein of 201 amino acids. NCBI's taxonomy places the organism in Eukaryota, Fungi, Mucoromycota, Mucoromycetes, Mucorales, Mycotyphaceae. The transcript has 3 exons.